AUGCCGCCGUGGGUGCCCGACGUGCCCGAGCGGAAGCCCCUGCUGCAUGGGAACGACGGCUCGAGCCUCUUCUCCGGCGACCUCUUCGCCGAUGGCCUCGGCGUCAGCGCCGUCGGCGGGGCCCCGAUCCUCUGCGACGUGUCCUGCGGCUGGCGCCGGGGCUGCCUCAGCGCCAUCAUGGGGGGCAGCGGCGUGGGCAAGACGACGCUCCUCUCCGUGCUCGUCGGCGACCUCGACGAGUCGUGCGUGCGGGGCUUCGCGGGCCUCGGCGGCGGCGCGCUGUCCGCGGCCGCGCGGCGGUCGUGCGCCGCGCUGGUACCGCAGGACGACGUCAUGCUGACGACGCUGACGCCGCGGCAGAUCCUGACGUACGCGGCCGCGCUGCGCGGCGUGGGCCCCCGGCGCGUCGAGGCGCUGCUGUCGGACCUCGGGCUGCGGAGCUGCGCGGACACGGUCGUCGGCGACUACGGCGCGGAGGGCGGCGUCUCCGGCGGCGAGCGGAAGCGGUGCUCCAUCGGCAUGGAGCUCAUCGACGAGGACGCGGCGCAGAUCUUGGCCGCCGACGAGCCGACGUCCGGCCUCGACAGCUCCCUGGCCGAGUCCGUCGUCGAGACGCUCGCGCGGACCGCGCGCGGGUCUUUAGCAAAGCUCGAGAAGGACCUCGAGGGCGGCGGCACGGGAUCGCGCGCGCGGCGCGUCGUGCUCUGCACGAUCCACCAGCCGUCCUGGCGCGUGCUGAAGCGCUUCGACUCGCUGACGCUGCUCGCCGGGCGGCCGGGCCGCGUCGCGUACCACGGCCGCGUCGACGCCGCGGAGCGCUACUUCUUCGCGCCGCGGCUCGCCGAGCCCGCGGCGUCGUCCGCGGCCGACGCGUCCUUCUCCGUCGUCGCGCUGGGCCGCCUGGGCUGGGCCAUGGACGAUCCGCGGUCGAACCCCAUCGACGAGAUCUCGCGGCGCCUGCGGGACGCGGCGGGCGCGAAGGAAGCCGUGGACGCGUGGGCCCGGGGCACGAGCAAGGCAGCGGGCGGGCCCGAGGCCGUGGAGACGUCGAGCGCGGGCCACCACGAGCACGCCUACGGCACGUCGCUCCUCACGCAGACGCGCGUGCUCUUCCGGCGGACCAUGGCCGACUUCUCCAGGAACAAGGCGCGGCAGCGGUCGACGCUCACGCGGCCGCUCCUGGCCAUAAUCGCCGGCGGCCUCUUCUGGCGGCGGGGGCACCGCAUGACGGACAGCGACGUCCAGACGGUCUGCGGCUGCCUCGCCCUCGUCAUGAUCCAGACGAACAUCCAGAUCAUGGGCGCGACGUGCCUCCAGAUCCCCAAGCUCAAGGCCCUCGUGAAGCGCGAGCACGGCAACGGCCUCUACGGCGUCUUCCCCUGGUUCCUGGCCUUCGUGUCGUCGACGGCUCUCGUGGAGCUCUGCGUCACCUCAGCCUACGUGCUCAUCCUCUACCCCAUGGUCGCGCUGCGGCCCCAGCCGCCGCGGGUCGCCAUCUUCGCGCUGACCGUCUACGGCGUCAUCCUCUCGGGCGCGUUCCUCGGCACGCUCGUCGGCAGCUUCUGCGACACGCUCGAGAAGGCGCGGGAGGCCUACCUGCCGGUCUGCAUGUUCCAGCUCUGCCUCUGCGGCUACUUUUUGCCGUUGGACUCCAUCCCGGACGGCUUCAAGCCCUUCUACUACGCGAACCCGUUGCAGUACGCGUACUCGAUCCUGGCCAUCAACGAGUUCCACGGCGUGUCCUUCGCCGACUCGAGCGACUGCGACGAGUACGAGCGGCGCCUCACGAACUACACGCGGACCUACGGCGACGACGCGGCCAUCGACUGCUUCGCGACGGGCGACGACUUCCUGAGCAGCGUCGACCUGCACGAGGACCAGCUCGACCGCGACGGGCUGUGCUUCGCCGCGCUCUUCGUCGCGAUCGUCUGCGGCGCCUACGUGGCGCUGCACCACAACGUGUCGCGGCGCGUGAAGCCGGAGAAGCCCCGGCCCUUCCCCUGGGCGCGCGUCGCGAUCGGCGCGGCGCGCGCGGCCGCGGGGACGACCGUCGCGCCCGUCGACGCCAAGGACGCGCCGGCCGCCGUCGCGGACGCGGCGCCGGCGCCGGACCUGAGCGCCGCGGGCCUCGUCGUCGCCGUGGGCCCGCCCGCGGCGGAGAAGGUCAUCCUCCAGUCGGUGUCGGCGACGUGGCGCGCGGCCGAGUGCGGCGCGGUCAUGGGCGGCUCGGGCGCGGGCAAGUCGACGCUGCUCCACACGCUCAUCGGCGACGUCGGCGCGUCGGCCGGGCGGCGCGUGGCGUCGGGCCGCGUGCUCCUGGGCCGCGUGUCCGCCGCGCCCGUCGCGCGGCGCGGCGGCAGCCGCCUCGUGCCCCAGGACGACGUCAUGCUGACGACGCUGACGCCGCGGCAGAUUUUAGCGUUCACGGCGCUGCUCCGCGGCGUCCGGGGCCGCGACGCCGAGGCCGCGGUCGACGAGAUCCUGGAGCUGCUGGGCCUGAAGACGUGCGCGGACACGAAGAUCGGGUGCGCGACGUGCCGCGGCGUCUCCGGCGGCGAGCGGAAGCGCUGCUCCAUCGGCAUGGAGCUCAUCGGCCACCACUCCGGCGGCUUCGGCGUGCUGGCCGCCGACGAGCCGACGACGGGGCUCGACAGCACGCGCGCCGAGGAGGUGUCGGCGAUGCUCCGCAAGGUGUCCCGCAGGACGAAGAUCGUCGUCCUCGCGACGAUCCACCAGCCGUCCAUGCGCACGCUCGAGCGCAGCUUCGACACGGUGACGCUCCUCCACGGCGGGCGCGUCGCGUACCACGGCCGCGUCGACGCGGUCGUCGCGUAUUUCGCCGCGCACCUCGCCUGGCGGCCGGACGAGAAGGAGAACCCGCUGGACUUCUUCAUGAACAAGCUCCGCGAGGACGCCGACGGCGCCGCGGCCAAGUGGCGCGCCAAGGGCGACGUCCUCGUCGAGGCCGCGGAGCUGGAACGGGCGUGCGCGUCCCCGGAAGUCGCCGCGGCGGACCAGACCUACGGCGUCGGCUACGGCCGCCAGUUCGGUUUUCUCUUGGCGCGCUGCGCCGUCGACUUCGUGUCGAACCCGGGCGAGGCCUGCACGUUCCUGGGCACGCGCUUGGUCAUCGGCGUUAUCUUCGGAUUGCUCUGGUGGGACGUCGGCUCGGAGCCCGUCGAGUCCGACGACAUCUCGACGAUCAACGCCCUCUUCUUCAACACCAUCGGCCUGGCCAUGUGCAACGCGCUCAUCCAGACGAUCCUCUACGUGCCGGGCAUCAAGAGCGUGCUCAGGCGCGAGGCGCGGAACGGCCUCUACGCGCUGUUCCCGUGGUACGCGGCGAACGCGUGCUUCCUCGCGGCGAUCCACGCGGCGUCGGCCGUGCUUCUGGUCGUGCCCAUCUACUACCUGGCGGACCUGGGGGACUCGUCGUCGCCGGGCUUCCUGUCGAAAUUCUACGGCGCCGUCGCGUCGUCGGUGCUGCUGGGCCUCUUCCUCGGGCUGCUCCUCGCGGGGCUCCACGAGUCCGCGGACUUCGAGCCGAGCCGCCAGAAGGCCAUCGCCAUCUUCAUGCUCCUCUUCACGUUCUGCGGCCUGCUCAUCCCCUACAACGAGAUGAAGGCCUGGGCCAAGUACUGCUACGACGUCGACCCGCUCCAGAGCACGUACUCCGCGCUCCUCAUCGCCUACUACGAGGGCUGCUACUUCGGCGAGGAGGUCUGGGACGGCACGGGGCGCUACCCCGUCUCCUGCCCGUCGGACCUCGUCGACUCGGGCACGUGCUUCAACACGGGCGCGCAGUACCUCGACAACCUCCACCUCGGCGACGACACCUACGACGGCGAGCUCGGCGUGUCCUUCAUCUCCCAGGCCGUCUUCGCCGUGUUGGCGAUUGUCGCGUUUUCCCGCGCGACCUUCGACGCGCAGUAA
Messenger RNA from Aureococcus anophagefferens, 3933 nucleotides. It is a transcript of the gene ABC4, whose product is annotated as putative ABC transporter. The record is from RefSeq and is a predicted model, not a curated record. The coding region runs from base 1 to 3933 and encodes 1310 amino acids. NCBI's taxonomy places the organism in Eukaryota, Pelagophyceae, Pelagomonadales, Pelagomonadaceae. Gene Ontology annotation, cellular component: membrane. The transcript has a single exon. Gene Ontology annotation, molecular function: ATP hydrolysis activity; ATP binding; ABC-type transporter activity.